This is a messenger RNA of Dracunculus medinensis (Guinea worm), 420 nucleotides long. The record is from the annotation of a GenBank genome assembly. Lineage: Eukaryota; Metazoa; Nematoda; Chromadorea; Rhabditida; Dracunculidae.
AUGACGUUAUCACUUUGUGACAUUGCUUUGGAGCAGCGGAUGUCGAUUCGGCAAUUUUUAAAACGAAUCUCUUUUAACGAGUCAAUCUUUCAGGUAAUGCACUGUGUAAAGUAUAAUGCAGUUAGCAUAUCAAGCAUGUGGCGUAUUUUUGCAUCAGUCAUCUUGCUCACUUUAUUUGUUAUGCUUGCGUCGAAAAAAUAUGAUCAAAUAUUUGUCACGAUAAGUGAUUGGAAAACGAGAUUUAUUAAAGAUGAUCAGAUAAAUAUUAGCGAUAAAUGGAUAAUUUUUAGCGGAACUUUAGAUAAAUUAACUAAAACGACGAUUCUCGAAACAACGAAAUUUUCAAUAGAAAGUACGGAUAGCAAUGAAUUUAUAUCAAGAGAUAAGGACUACGAUCAAAUGGUAUAUUAUUACAUUUGA